This is a messenger RNA of Ochotona princeps (American pika), 2073 nucleotides long. RefSeq names its product solute carrier family 30 member 3 (gene SLC30A3). The record is from RefSeq and is a predicted model, not a curated record. The transcript is spliced from 8 exons. NCBI's taxonomy places the organism in Eukaryota, Metazoa, Chordata, Mammalia, Lagomorpha, Ochotonidae. Bases 175 to 1341 code for a protein of 388 amino acids. Gene Ontology annotation, biological process: zinc ion transmembrane transport; response to zinc ion. Gene Ontology annotation, molecular function: zinc ion transmembrane transporter activity. Gene Ontology annotation, cellular component: plasma membrane.
GCGGGACCUGCGGUUCGGAAUCCGCGCGCCCCACUCGCCGCAGUUCCCUCCACUCGGUGGCCCCGCGGCCCUGCGGGGAGUACCGGGGCGGCGGGCCGCUGAGACAGGGCGCGGGGCCAGCCCCGCCAGAGACGCCCUCGGCGGGGCCCGGACGGUCGCGGCAGCAGGAGGGACAUGGAGCCCUCUCCGGCGGCGGGGGGCUCGGAGACCACUCGCCUGGUGAGCUCGCGGGAGCGUGGCGGCGCGGGCGGCGGCCUACGCCUGAAGAGUCUCUUCACAGAGCCCUCUGAGGGCCUCCCUGAGGAGUCCAAGUCUGAGGAGAUGGCCUUCCAUCACUGCCAUAGGGACCUGGGGCCGCCACCGGGCCUUACCUCAGAGAGGCUGCAGGCGCGGAGGCAGCUGUAUGCUGCCUGUGCUGUGUGCUUCGUCUUCAUGGCUGGUGAGGUGGUUGGUGGCUAUUUGGCACACAGCCUGGCCAUCAUGACCGAUGCGGCCCACCUGCUGGCGGACGUGGGCAGCAUGAUGGGCAGCCUCUUCUCCCUCUGGCUCUCCACCCGUCCAGCCACCCGCACCAUGACCUUUGGCUGGCACCGCUCGGAGACUCUGGGCGCCCUGGCCUCCGUGGUGUCCCUCUGGAUAGUCACUGGCAUCCUCCUGUACCUGGCUUUCGUCCGCCUGCUGCACAGCGACUACCACAUCGAGGGGGGCGCCAUGCUGCUGACAGCCAGCAUCGCAGUUUGUGCCAAUCUACUAAUGGCCUUUGUGUUGCACCAGGCUGGCCCCCCACACAGCCAUGGGUCCCGUGGGCCAGAGUAUGCGCCCCUGGAGGAAGAGCCGGGGCAGCCACUUCCCCUGGGGAACACCAGCGUGAGAGCAGCCUUCGUGCACGUGCUGGGAGAUCUCCUGCAGAGUCUGGGGGUACUGGCUGCCUCCAUCCUCAUCUACUUCAAGCCUCAGUACAAGGUAGCUGACCCCAUCAGCACCUUUCUCUUCUCCAUCUGUGCUCUCGGCUCGACGGCACCCACCCUCCGAGAUGUUCUCCGCAUCCUCAUGGAAGGUACUCCCCGUAGCAUAGGGUUUGAACCUGUGCGGGAUACGCUGCUGUCCGUGCCAGGAGUCCGGGCCACCCAUGAACUGCACCUGUGGGCCCUGACGCUCACUCACCAUGUUGCCUCAGCACACCUGGCCAUCGACUCAGCGGCUGACCCCGAAGCUGUCCUGGCUGAAGCUUCGUCCAGGCUGCACUCCCGGUUUGGCUUCUCCAGCUGCACCCUGCAGGUGGAGCAGUACCGGCCAGAGAUGGCCCACUGCCUGCGGUGCCGGGAGCCCCCACAAGCCUGAGCCAUGGCCCCGCCCUUGUCCCCACCCCCCACUGCCAGGCCCAGACUCGGCCCCACCCCCAACCCCUGGACUCUCAGCACUCAUCUCCCUGAUUACGGAGAAGGAGGUUGAGCUGGGCCCAUACCCCUUCCUCUCCGCCCUCCUUCCACCUGCCAAGCCCCCCCAGCCCUAGGCCCCAGCGGGCAAGACCAAAGUGUGUGUGUGUGUGUGUGUGUGUGUGAGCACUGUGGGGCCAGGCUGUGCAGCCAGGAGCAGUGCAGGAGGGUGGAGGAGUGUGGAAGGCCUGUGGUCCCCGCCCCCACCCUGCGCUGGCCUGGGGAGCCAUGAGCUAGAUGUGUAGUGUGUCUGUCUGCGUGGCAGGCUGGCCGGAUGGCUGGGGCAUCUGCCUGUGUGUGUGUGCUGUCUGUGUGCCUAUGCCUAGGGGAGGCCAGCAGGGGCCCCCUCCCCACAUGGCCCUCGCUCUGUCUAUGCAGGGGUCCCCAAACCUGCACUUUGUUCCCAUGUUCAAGCCUGUGGUUUUUGUCUCUGUGUCUGUGUGUGUUUUUUGGUGCUGUGGCCUGUGUAUUUCUGUGCCUAUGUGGCUAUGCUCUGGUCUCAAUGAGUGUGCUCUGUCCACGUGGCCCUUUGGGGAGCUCUGUACGUCCAUCCCUCUGUCGGUGCUGUGCCCUUAGCCGUCCCAGAGAGGGGCGGCUCUGCUGAGGCUCCACCAAUAAACUUGUGUCUCACUGUGUA